This is a messenger RNA of Capsicum annuum, 4294 nucleotides long. RefSeq names its product probable LRR receptor-like serine/threonine-protein kinase At3g47570. Gene Ontology annotation, molecular function: protein binding. The record is from RefSeq and is a predicted model, not a curated record. NCBI's taxonomy places the organism in Eukaryota, Viridiplantae, Streptophyta, Magnoliopsida, Solanales, Solanaceae. Bases 45 to 1253 code for a protein of 402 amino acids. The transcript is spliced from 3 exons.
CAUCAUUACUAUCCACAUCCAUAUUCCUACCAAUAUAUGCAAUUAUGGAGAAAGCUUUCAUCUCUUUUCUCUUGUUGCUUCAGUACUAUAUUAUAAGUAGUUCGGCCAUGACCCAACUUAACAUCUCCACUGACCAAUUAGCUCUCCUUUCCCUGAAAUCUCAAAUCAUUUCAGACCCCUUUCAUUACAUGGAUGAAAGUUGGUCUCCCGCUGCGUCUGUUUGCCAUUGGGUUGGAAUCACUUGUGGCUCCCGUCACCAGCGAGUGAUGUCCUUGAAUCUUUCCAACAUGGCUCUUACGGGCGUAAUACCCCGUGAACUUGGGAACCUAACAUUUCUUGUUUAUCUUGACUUGGGAAGCAACAAUUUCCAUGGAAAUUUGCCUCAAGAAAUGACACACGUGCAUCGACUUAAGGUUCUUGAUUUGAGUAUCAACAGCUUCAGCGGGGAGGUUCCCUCUUGGUUUGGGUUUUUACACCAACUUCAAGUACUAAACCUUGGAAAUAAUAGUUUCGCUGGUUCCAUCCCUUGUUCAUUUUCUAAUGUUUCCACACUUGAGACUUUGAAUCUGAAUUUCAAUUCCAUAGAGGGCCAAAUACCAAAAGUGAUUGGAAGUCUUUUAAACCUUCAAGUAUUAAACUUGAAGGGUAACAAGCUCGUAGGCUUUAUUCAUAUGUCACUAUCUAAUGCCUCAAGGUUGGAGGCUUUGGAGAUAUCUUACAAUUCACUUCAAGGAAACAUCCUAGAGUGGAUCGGCAAUCUUCACAACAUGAAAGUGCUAUCCAUACAAGCUAAUCAACUUACGGGUUCUAUACCUUUCAUAAUUUUCAAUAUUUCAAGAAUUGAAGUCGUUGCAUUUGUAGACAAUAGAUUAUCAGGAUAUCUUCCCAUUGGUUUAUGCAAUGAUCUCUCAAUACUCAAAGGGCUUCAUUUAUCCAAAAACAAUCUUCACAGUCAUAUGCCUACAAGCUUAUCAAAUUGUUCACAACUUCAAAUUUUGUCAUUAUCGGAUAAUGAGUUUGAUGGACCAAUACAUACUGAAAUUGGAAGAUUGAGUAACUUGCAGACAUUGUUUCUAGGAUUUAACCAUUUCAAUGGGAUGAUUCCACAAGAAAUUGGAAAUCGUGUUAAUUUGGCAGAGUUAGCCAUGGAGAUAAACCAGAUUACCGGCCUUGUCCCGAUCUCCAUAUUAAAUAUCUCAUCACUGCAAAUUUUGUCACUGUCGAUGAACAACUUUAGUGGAUUCUUACCAUAGGAAAUUGGCAACUUAACCAAGAUGCAGAAUCUACAGCUUGGUGACAAUAAACUUAUCGGUGAAAUACCCAAAGAGAUAAGCAAUCUUGUUGAGUUGGAGGUACUUGAUCUUUCGGGCAAUAGUUUUAGUGGUUCACUUGAUAUGGAGAUCUUCAACAUAUCAGGGCUGAGAGUGAUUUCUAUUCAAACAAUAAUCUAUCAGGAAGCCUCCCACCAAACAUGUGUUCUAUCUCCAAUUGUUCAGAACUUACUAUUCUAGAGCUUUCUAACAACCAACUCACUGGAUUGAUUCCCAAUUCUCUUGGACAUUGGCUCAUCUACAGUUCCUAAACUUGGAGAGAAACAAUUUAACAAGUGAUUCAACAUUAAGGUUUCUGACUUCCUUAGCCAGUUGCAGAAAUUUAACAUUUCUAUCUGUAUAUUUGAAUCCUCUAAUCGGCAUGCUUCCUGCCUCCAUAGGGAACCUUUCCACCUCUCUUAGAACAUUUGUCGCCAACAUUUGUAAAAUCAAAGGGCGAAUUCCUAAUGAAGUUGGGAACUUAAGCAUCUUAUUAGACCUUAGCCUUUCUGGAAACAACUUGGUCGGAUCGAUUCCAACAUCAAUUGGCAAUUUGAGAGACCUUCAGUAGUUCAACUUGAGUAGCAACAAAUUUACAGGAUUUAUUGGAGAUCAUAUAUGUAAAUUGCAGCAUCUGGGUGAUAUUUACUUGGAUCAAAAUCUGCUUUCAGGAUCUCUUCCGAAUUGUUUAGGGAAUAUUACUUCCCUUAGGGAGAUACAUCUCGGUUCCAACAAAUUGAGUUCCAAUAUAACACCAAGCUUAGGGAAACUUCAAGAUCUAGUUGUUCUUGACUUAUCCUCAAACAACAUGGUAGGUUCUUUACCUCCAGAAAUUGGAAAUCUAAAGGCUGCGACACUGAUAGAUCUGUCAAUGAAUCAAUUCUGAAAUGGAAUUCCUAUAGAAAUUGGAGGCUUGCAAAAUCUGGAAAACCUUUCUUUUGAGACACAAGAAGUUACAAGGAGCUAUACCUGACUCAAUGAGCAACAUGGUAGGUUUGGAAUUCCUAGACCUUUCUCACAAUAAUAUAUCUGGAAUCAUUCCUAAGUGUUUGGAGAAACUUCAAAACUUGAAGUAUUUCAAUGUUUCUGUCAACAAAUUGUAUGGUGAAAUACCCUCUGGGGGCCCUUUCAAGAAUCUCUCGAGUAAGUUUUUCAUCCACAAUGAAGCACUGUGUGGUUAUUCAAGAUUUCGGGUAUAGAAGAGGUAAAAGUGCCCCACUUCAUCAAAGCACAAAUCAAAUAGGGAAAAAUUGCUUGUUCUUUUUCUUUUUCUCGCAAUUGCAGUGGUAUUUGUUACUAUGGCCUUUGUGCUCCUAUGGAUAAGGUAUAGAAGAGGUAAAAGUAUACCUCAACAAGCUGAGUCAUUGUCUACCGUAACACGAGAAAGAAUUUCAUACUAUGAACCACUCCAAGCAACAGAUGACCUUAGUGAGUGUAAUCUGAUUGUUUUCGGAAGUUUUGGCUCUGUUUACAAAGAUAUUCUCAGAAGUGGAACUGCCAUUGCAGUUAAAGUCUUCAACCUGCAACUGGAUGCGGCAUUCAAGAGUUUUGAUAAGGAUUUUUGCGCAGCCUUCGUCAUAGGAAUCUCGUUAAAGUCAUUACUAGUUGUUCCAAUCUUGAUUUCAAGGCUUUAGUGCUCGAGUAUAUGCCUAAUUGAGGUCUUGAGAAAUAUUUGUAUUCGCACAAAUAAUUCCUUAACACCAAUCAGAGACUAAGCAGAAUGAUAGAUGUUGCAUGUUCUUUGGAAUAUCUUCACCAUGGGUGCUCGUUGCCUGUGAUUCACUGUGACGUGAAGCCUAGUAACGUCUUGCUGGAUGAAGAUAUGGUUGCCCACCUCAGCGACUUUGGCAUCUCAAAACUGCUUGGUGAAGAUCAGGGUGAUUUGUACACUAAAACCUUAGCAACGUUAGGUUAUAUUGCACCAGGUACGUCUCUUAGUUUUGCUGAUUACUCCUUUCUUUUUUCCCCACCUAGAAAGCAUAUUGCAUCUUUAAAUAAAUUGUUUGACGGUAGAGUAUGGACUGGAUGGUCUAGUGUCAACAAAGUCUGACGUAUACAGCGAUGGAAUCAUGUUUCUGGAAAUGUUUACUAGGAAAAAACCUUAUGAGUUUGAGGGUGACCUUAGCUUGAAGCAUUGGGUGAGUUAUUCACUCCCAGAGGCAGUAAUGGACGUCAUAGAUGUCAACUUGGUGACGCCAAUUGGCAAUCGCUUACAGAAGGAGCUAGAUGUUGUGGCAUCAAUCAUGAUAGUGGCAUUAGAUUGUUGUGCUGAAUCUCCGGCGAGAAGGACUAACAAGAAAGAUGUUGUAGCGAUGCUGCAAAAGAUCAAGAUUCAACUUCUUGCAUGUUGAACAUGUUUUUGGAAUAUGUUGUUCCAAGUCACUUGUUCAUUUCAAAUUUUUCUAAAUUGUUGUAUUCAUGUAAAGAUUGUUGUUUGGUUUGUUUGUAUUAGCACUUGAUUUGCGCAUGAUUCUAAGUUCUAACAGUUAGUUAUAUUAGCUCCAGGUAUGCCUCCUGUUUAUGAAGUAUAAAACUAUUAAUGGAAUAAAAUGAACGACGCUUCUUAUUGAUUGUAGACUGAGUAUAUAUAAAUACAAUACAACAAAGAGAUAAACUGAGAAAAGGAUAAUACUUAUCUAUGUACAAGAGUCCUAAAGAGAAGGAACUACUAAAUUUGAAAUUUAAAAAAUAGGAGUUGAUUUUAUCCUUUUUUAUGCCCCCGCAAGUUGGUGGUGUCAACAACACCCAACUUGGAAAAUUGUUGUACAAAAGAGGCUUUGGGAAGUAGUUUUUUGAGUAUGUUAGCCACUUGAUCAGCUGAGUGAAUGUGAUGUACUUCAACAUCUUUGUUCUGGACCUGUUCACGAACAAAGUGGAAAUCAAUGGCUACAUGCUUCAUCCUACUAUGGAAAACUGGAUUGGAACAAAUGUAAGUGGUGCUUAUGUUGUCACAGAAAACCUGCGGAACCCCCUUAAGUGAAAGA